Hydractinia symbiolongicarpus is the source of this 3034-nucleotide messenger RNA. Its product is annotated as RNA-binding protein 45-like. The transcript has 3 exons. Gene Ontology annotation, cellular component: cytosol. Lineage: Eukaryota; Metazoa; Cnidaria; Hydrozoa; Anthoathecata; Hydractiniidae. Gene Ontology annotation, molecular function: mRNA binding. The record is from RefSeq and is a predicted model, not a curated record. The coding region runs from base 42 to 1661 and encodes 539 amino acids.
AAAAGUUCUUCGUGGUGCAUUUCAAUGAAGAAUCAAAAACGAUGAUGUCUGCUCCACCGGUUGCAAAUGGUGGAUUUUCAGGGUAUGAUUACUAUCCUUAUGGUUAUCAGAUGCCAGUUGCUGCCACUGUAGUGUCGCAAGCAUUUAAUGGUUCUCAAGUUAGUUUGUCUUCUUCUUCUUCCAUGAAAAAUGAUAACGAUGUCCGAGAAAACAGAGAUAAAGAGAGGGGUAGGGAAAGAAGGGACUCUCAGUCUUCAAGAGAUAGAGAUCAUAAAUCUAUGUUUGGAAGUCAAGUGGAUCAUGAUAAGCCACCAUUUUCUAGGGUUUUUGUUGUGUGUAGUAAAUAUCAUUCCAGUGACACACUAAAGAGUGCUUUUUUAAAAUAUGGAAAUGUUGAAGACGUUUGGGUUGUAAAAGAUAAACAAACAAAAGAAAACAGAGGUGUAGCAUAUGUGAAAUUUUCCAAAAUGUCAGAAGCUUGCCUUGCGGUUGAAAGCAUGGAUGGAAAAAAGUUGACUGAAGAUGAUGACACUAAACCUUUGAAGGUUAUUAUUGCACAGCCAAAAUCAUCAAAAUCAACAGAAGAUUUCAAUGAUGAAUCAGCCUUAACACGUCUGUUUGUUGUUAUACCAAAAGGGAUGGAUGAGAAGGAUUUAAGAAAGGCUUUUGAAGAGUAUGGCGAGAUUGAUUAUGUUCAAGUUGUUAAAGAUAGGAAAACUGGUGAAAAGAAGGGUUUUGGUUAUGUAAAGUAUAGGCGUGCUUAUAAUGCAGCGGUGGCAGUGGAGACCUGUGACAAAUCUUAUCGAGCAGUUAUGGCGGAACCUAAGUCAGUUAAGAUCAAAAGAGACUUAGCACAUACAGAUAUGCAAUCAUCUAGUCAUUUUGGUAGCAUGGGUACUUCAUUGGACGUGUCCCUGGGAUUAAAUACUAGUGCCAAUCGUAGCGACAUUCAAAGUGCAAUCCCUCCCGGAUUUGGUAUUAAUUUUCAAGAAAACCGAACAUCUGCCGUAAUAGGUAACAGAUUACAAGUUCAAGUAGCAGUAACGGUAACGCAGGAACAUUUGGCAAGACUUUUUGAUUUGAUACCAGGUUUAGAGCUGUGCGAUUUAAAAAAGAAUUAUUCUACUGGAGAAUCAAAGGGAGUUGCCGUUGUUGUUUAUAACUCUGUUGGUUCAGCAAUUUAUGCAAAAGAAAAAUUAAAUGGAUUUGAAUAUCCACCAGGCUACAAAUUAAUUGUACGGUAUGCUCCUGAUGAAGUCGAUGGCAAUGUUACUGCUGUAAGAUCAUCGCAAUUAGACCUUUCUCAUCCUACACAGCAAUUAAAUGCUGGAAUAACCUAUUGCACUGUUCAGUUACCUGCUGCUCAGCCACUUUCUGACUCAGAAACAUGUGCAGAAAGACUUUUCAUUGUAUGUCACCCAUCACCUCCCCCAGAUAAUGUGUUAAAAGAUGUUUUUUGUCGUUUUGGGGACCUAAUUGACGUCUUUAUGUUAAGAAAUAAAAAUUUUGGUUAUGCAAAAUAUUCUAGUGUGGAAUCAGCAGAAAGAGCAAUUAGAAUAUUGCAUGGUGCAGAAGUGUUAGGGAAAAAAUUAAAAGUUUUGCAGGCUGAGCCACCAAAGUCUUCUUCAUCUGAAAGUGCACGCAAACGACCAAGAACUUAAAUUAUGUAGGAUUGCGUUGAGUCUUAUUCAACUGGCUGUUGUGUACUAGUUAACGCCGAAGAAAUCACUGGUAAGAUAUUUUUAACAAUUAACUUUGCUUAUUUUGUUUUUUCUUACUCCCCAUUAGAUUAAAGACGAAAACUCGCACGGAAUUGUUUAACAAACAAAUUACUAAUGAUUACAAGAAGAUGACUAUUCAUGUUGACCCGACGCUUCAUACACGCACAGAUGAUAACUAUUACCACUGCCCCUUACAAAUGCAGUUAAACGUAAGCUUUCAAUCAAGUUUACUUCCUACCUUUAACUUUAAAAGACAAAUUAACUAUAAUAUAUAUAAAUAUAGUUGAGUAAAGAAAUAAAAAAACUGAGAAGCUAAUGUAUAUAUAUAUGUAGAUAGAUCGGGAGACUACAGUUUCAAGUUGUUCAUACUUAUGACGCAUGAUACUUUGUUCCAUUGGAUAUUUAGUAGCUAGCAAAACGAUAAAAGCUGGUUUUUACAUAAAUAAUUAAUAUAAAGUAUCGAUAAAAAAUGUUUCUUUGUUUUUGUUUUAUUAUUUGUUUUCAAAAGAUAUGUAUUGGUUAUUUAAAAGCUUUGUUAAACGCUUUCAGUUAAUAUGAAGGGAAAUUCAGCUUUGCUUCGUUUUAAUAAAAAACACCUAGUCCAUUAUUAAGCAUUUUAGGGUAAUAAAAGAUCUAAGUAAUUAAUUAUAUACUAUUAUUUAGUGAUUCAAACCUAAGUUCAUUUAAUCCUGUUUAAAAUCCAUCAUCAUUUCUCAAAUUACGAACCAUUAAAAUUCGAAACAAAUUUCAAACUAAAAAUGACGCAUGUACAGAACUCACUGACUGGGAAUUAUUCUCAAUUAAUGCGAAACCGUCUUCAAAUUGACUAGAAAACGAACAAGAUGUACAGAUUAACCUUAAUAAACAAACUGACUAAGAAAUAGAAUCUCUUCUGGUUGAAGAGCUAAGCAAGGUUGUUUUUUGUUGUUAUAAAACGUUCCAUUGAACCAUAUAUUUAUUGUGUUUUUGUAUCGAAACGUGUUGGUUGAUUGUUCGUUAAAACGAAUUUUUAAAAGAAUCUAAAACGUUAUUCCACUUAUAUGUAUAGUUCUUAUGUUAAUUAUAUCUUUGUGUACAUAUUGCCAGAAGCAUGUCGAUGUUUAUAUGUUAUAUGCAAAAAAUAACCAACUAAAGCCUUCAAGUGUCCCGGUCCAGUCUCGUGUGGCAAAAGGUAAACACUUGCUGUUUUUACUUUGUUAUUUUUUGAGUGAGAAUAUAUUUAUGCGAUAGCGUUAUUCGCAUUUAACCUGAAACUAAGAAGAUUUAGUCGUAUUAGAGAGUGUAUUAUGUUGAGAAAAGAAUUUAUCUAUACA